Molecule: messenger RNA, 2107 nt
Organism: Cherax quadricarinatus
Lineage: Eukaryota; Metazoa; Arthropoda; Malacostraca; Decapoda; Parastacidae
Product: CLIP domain-containing serine protease HP8
Biological process (GO): proteolysis
Molecular function (GO): serine-type endopeptidase activity
Source: RefSeq, a predicted model, not a curated record
UUUCUUUUCAGUUACAACUGGCGGUGGAAGAGGGAAGGUGAUUCUCUUUGUCGCUAGUAACUCUUGCUCUGUGAAAGCGUUCCCUUUGUGGUCAAGUUAGUUUAACAGUGUCAGCUCGUGAUGUACCAGUUGAAGGUUGUGUGUGGAUUGGCAGCCUGGAGCAUCGCGCUGCUGCUGCUGCUGCUGCUGCAGCUGACGUCAACCCAGCGCGCUACCUGCCGAUGGAACUGUAUUCCACUGUCACAAUGUACGAAGCUUCAUCACUUAUUAAGAAACCCUACCAAAGAAAAUAUUGCAGCGCUGCAGAGCGUUACUUGCACUUUUGAAAGAGAUCCCAAGGUGUGUUGUCCUCAGUCACUGUUGCCCAGGAAAUGUGGUGACGGCCCAAGUCUUGACAGAAUUAUUGGGGGGACACCGGCACCACUUGGCAGUCAUCCAUGGUUGGCUCUUUUAGGUUAUUUACGGCCUGGAGCUCAAGAGAUAGAGUUCCUGUGUGGCGGGUCAAUUAUUAGUGAACUAUACGUACUUACUGCUGCCCAUUGUUUGCAUGAUUCUGUAUUAGAAGGAACGAAACUUUCGCUUAUCCGGUUAGGAGAGUGGAACACAAAAACUGACCCAGAUUGUGAAAAAACACUCCAGGGGGAUGAAAAAUGUGUACCCCCUGCCCAGAACUUCACUGCUGAAGAAAUCAUAACUCAUCCUGACUAUAACACUCGAGUACAGUUUUCUGAUGAUAUUGGUCUGAUAAGACUAAACAAACCAAUAGACCUUUCUGCAGGAAUUGUUAACGCCAUAUGUCUACCACCUCAAAAUCUUGAUAUCAAGAGGAUAAGUGAGCGACGGGGCUCGUGGGCAGCUGGCUGGGGUGUUACUGAGAACGGUUCUGUCAGUAACAUCCUCUAUCAUGUUGGUUUACCCAUUGUUCAGAUAGAACAGUGUAAAACAUUUGAUAUAUUCAGCGGACAACUUGUUGACGAACAGAUCUGUGCAGGAGGUCGUGCUGGUCAGGACUCUUGUAGAGGAGAUUCGGGUGGCCCUCUGAUUAUGUCCGGUCCUCAAGGUCCACCGUUUCUGCAGAUUGGUUUGGUUUCAUAUGGCCCGUCACCCUGCGGUGCCAGGCCAGUGCCUGGUGUUUAUACCUCUAUUAGUCACUACAGGAACUGGAUUGAAAAUAAUAUGAAACCCUAGGGUACAACACCGUACUGAAAAAAUACUUCAGUUAAAUUAUUACCAAAAAUAUUAAUAUUCUAUAUAGAAAAUUUUGCUACAAGUGAAGCACUCGCCUGUGACUGUACUACUAAUAAUGUGCUUGAAAACUAAUUAUCAGUGAGCAUUAAACAAUAUUUAUUCAGUACUACUUUUUAUUAUUCUUGGAUUUUUUUAUUCUUGGAAUUUAUAAACUGUAUAGACAGGCAAAUAAUCAGGACAUUCUUGAGAUAAUUGCUAAUAUUCCUAAGUUCAAUAAUUUUAAUUAUUUUUGGCAAUGUCUUGUACCUUGUCACUAAAGAAUAAUGCAUAACAAAUACAUUAUAGUAUUUGAACUUUCAGAAAAACUUGGCAUAUACAAUACAUCUUUUGUAGUGAUAAAUGAAAUUCAGAGGAAGACUAUGAAAAAGAAUUUGUAUAUAAUACAGUAACAAGAUUCUGGUGAAAGAAAAUAAAGCAGUUUAUAAUCUAUGAGAAAGAUUAGUUUUAUUUUUCAGCUUCUUGCCUUGCUAUUUCCUACAGUAUUUUCUUAGUAAAUAUGGUACAUUUAUAAAAUUUGAAGUAUAUAAUAAAAUAACACAUUGAGACUUAUAUAUAAACAGUAAUUUAAACAUCAUUGAAUGCUCAGUAUUUCAUAAAAUUUAAUAUAAGCAUUAUCGAGGUCACUUGCUUUAUGCACAAUGUUUACCUCCGAAAACUAAAUUAUGAAAUUGUCUUCAGUGUAAAUUGCAAUUUAUCUGCUGGAAUUACUGAACUGUAAUUGAAAGAUUUAUGUUUGCAAUUCUUCUACUAGGAAAUGCUAGGAAUGCUCUAGUUGAUAAAAUUCAUGCAGCGCGCACAUUCAUCUAUGUUAAAUGAAACCCAAGUGUAAUUUUAACAAAAUAAAUAGAAUAUAAAUUAA